GGAAAAAAAGGAAGUUCUAAUGUCCCGAUUGUCUUGUCUUGUGUGUGAGUGUGUGUUGGUUGAAGCGGCAGGGUCGGUGUGUUUUGAAGGCAACAGUACAAACUUAGUCUACCCUGGGAAGCUGGUCGAUUCUCCCCGGUGAAAAGUGUACGGCCCUUCUCCUUUUCCUUUCUUUAAAUCCCCUCUUGUCUGGGUGGAAGUAAACAGACCGUCCGCAUGUUCAUUUCCUAAGCGAGUCUAAAGCAACAGCAGCGGCAGCAAGCGGGAGAGAGAAAAGCAGCAACUUUGACUUUACUGGGCUGGGGUGAUUUGAUUCUUGGUCGAGGACAGGGCAAGAAGCGUGUGUGUGUGUGUGUGUGUGCAAAUGGAAAAGCGCAGAUUUUGGAAAAUCUCAUGGAGUAAGUGAAAAGAGUUUUUACUGCAACAUGUAAAAUAAACUAUUUAAGGGGGAGGGGGGGAAGAGCAGCUCUUCAGUCCAUACCCAAUUGGCUUUUUGAAACUGCAGAUCCUUUGAGACAGACAGUGAGAGAGAGAGAGAGAGAGAGAGAGAGAGAGAGAGAGACAGAGAGAGGCAAAAAAAAAAAAAAAAAAACCCUGAAUUUGUAACGAAAACACAUUGCAUCCAGGGAAGGUUGACAGAAUAAACCUCUUGUGGAGCUGAGCUGCCCUGAAAUAUACAAGCAAAAAUACCCAGCAGCACUCCUGUUUGCCUAAACGUAAUUGCUAAGUGAAAAUAUUUCCAACUUUUUUUAAAAAAAAUGUGACUUUCUGAUUUGUUUGCUUGCUUAAAAAAAGCUUUUUUUUUCAACCCCCCCCCCCAACCUAAAAGAUAAAAUUACUAGAUCUAAAAAUAAAGCAGUGGUUAACAGCUCCCCCCACCCACUUCUCUCUCUCUUGCUGUGUGUUUGCCUUUGACAAAGAAAUUAUUUGAACUUCCCUCUGCCUCAUAAAAAGGAAGCAGAAUAGCAGUUUUGACAUAUGGAUGUGAUUUUUCUGCUCUGAGACAGAUGCACACACAAAACAAACAGCACCAGGAACUGCUGCUCUGACUGAACUGGGUGUUGGUGCUCCCUUCACAUGGACUUUUUCCCUACAUUUCUGAAACUGCAGAGAUUUCCAGCCAUGAGAAAGCGAAGCAAAGGACUGGGGUUUCUUGUCAUGUGCCUCUCUGGCUAAAACUGUGGAAACAAACAAGCAAAUAAAAAAAAACAAACUGGGAAGUCAAGAAAAAGAAAAGAAAAAAAAUCAUCUACGACUGGAUCACUGGAAGAUCCUUCGUCCUUCUACUUCCCUUAGAGAUCGUGGAUGCUGCAAUAAGUCUCUUGGAUAUGGGAUCAUAUUUGGUUUAUCACAGCCUGGGUUUGAUCCUCUGCUGCUCGGUGUUGAGUUCUGUCUAUGCUCUGGUGGAUGCUGACGAUGUCAUCACCAAAGAGGAGCAGAUCUUCCUGCUGGUAAAAGCCAAGUCCAAGUGCGAGCGCCACCUGAAAGUCAAGGUGCACGAUGGUUUCUGUCUGCCCGAGUGGGACGGCAUUGGCUGCUGGCCCGAAGGCGUGCCGGGCAAAGUGGUGGCCAUGCCAUGUCCUGAGUACAUCUAUGACUUCAAUCACAAAGGCCACGCCUAUCGGCGGUGUGACGUGAAUGGGAGCUGGGAGCUGGUGCCAGGCAACAACCGCACCUGGGCGAAUUACAGUGAAUGCGCCAAGUUCCUCACCAAUGAAACCAGGGAGACGGAAGUCUUUUAUCGCCUCUAUUUGAUUUAUACUGUUGGAUACUCCAUCUCUCUGGGAUCCCUGACAGUUGCUGUCCUUAUCCUGGGAUACUUCAGGCGUUUACACUGCACAAGGAACUACAUCCACAUGCACCUGUUUGUCUCCUUCAUGCUGAGAGCAGUCAGCAUCUUUGUGAAGGACGCGGUCCUGUACUCCGGGUCAGCUCUGGAGGAGAUGGAGCAUCUGUCUGAAGAAGAUCUCAUGUCCAUCACCGAGGCCCCCCCAGCGGAUAAGUCGCAGUUUAUGGGCUGUAAGGUAGUCGUCACCUUCUUCCUCUACUUCCUGGCGACCAAUUACUACUGGAUCCUGGUGGAAGGGCUCUAUCUCCACAGCCUCAUCUUCAUGGCCUUUUUCUCUGAGAAGAAGUAUCUUUGGGGCUUCACGCUGUUUGGCUGGGGACUCCCUGCUGUAAUUGUCACAGUGUGGGCCAGUGUGAGGGCCAAUCUAGCGGACACAGAGUGUUGGGACUUGAGUGCCAGCAAUUUACAAUGGAUUUUUCAGGUGCCCCUCCUGGUAGCUAUUGUGGUAAAUUUUAUUCUUUUUAUCAAUAUUAUCCGAGUCCUAGCAACCAAGCUACGGGAGACAAACGCAGGGAGGUGUGAUACGAGACAACAGUACAGGAAGCUGCUGAAAUCUACCCUUGUCCUUAUGCCUCUGUUUGGAGUUCACUAUACAGUUUUCAUGGCUUUGCCAUAUACAGAGGUGUCGGGGAUUCUUUGGCAAGUUCAAAUGCACUAUGAGAUGCUGUUCAACUCUUUCCAGGGAUUCUUGGUUGCCAUCAUAUACUGUUUUUGCAAUGGAGAGGUUCAAGCUGAAAUAAAGAAGUCAUGGAGCAGGUGGACUUUAGCCCUUGACUUUAAAAGGAAAGCACGAAGUGGGAGCACGACAUACAGUUAUGGACCCAUGGUCUCCCAUACCAGCAUAACUAAUGUAACCACCAGAGGGGCACUUGCCCUACAUCUCAAUACGAGACUUGUUCCGGGUGCCCUCAACGGACACCGAAAUUUGCCAGGCUAUGUCAAAAAUGGCUCAAUUUCCGAAAACUCCAUGCCUUCUUCUGGGCCAGAGCAGUACAACAAAGAAGAGGAGUACCUGAAUGGCUCUGGACUUUAUGAUGGAGACAGACCCACGGUAGUUGUUGAAGAAGAAAGAGAGACAGUGAUGUAAAGAAAGAAGAAGAAGAAGAAGAAGAAGACAUCUCCCAGAGAGCAUUUAGAGGGCAAAAGAAUGCCAGGCCACAAAUCAGAUGCCAAGGGUUUUCAUACAGUUUCUCUGUUCUGUGGAACAAGAGGUCAAGUUAUAUGGGAAAAGUGGACCACAGAUGUGGCCAGCUGUUGAUCACACACAUUUACGUAGUGGUCUAGUCUCCAAGGUGUGAAUGAAGGCAGUCUUCUCCAGACCCGCGGUCCUUGUGACCUGUUGAACAACGGGGAUAUUCAGAGUUUACAAGGGGAUGUACAAAUGGUACUCUGUAGUUUCGCCUCUCGGAGAGUGUCCACAGCACAAAGAUCCAGGGAAUUCAACCAAGUGAAAUGAGACGGUCUGGUGAGGAAUGUGACAUGCCAUUUUCUUUCAGUGGUUCAAGCUGCCCCGGGGUGUUGCCAUCACUGCUUGGUUGGGUUUGGUUUUCUCAUUCAUUUUAAAGAAAUCUAGCCACCCUCCAAUCACCCACACCAGACUGGCCGUGUCCCACUGGCCAUGUCUGACAGUUCAAGAACACAGCAUGGACAGCUCUGGUGUUUGAUGGUUUUGCCCCUUCGUUAUAAAACCCAACCCCCUUGGGGUCAUUGUAUGCAAGUUCCCUCCCGGAGCGGUCUUAUUUCUGAUUCCUUGAUGAUGCAGCAUGCUUUUGUGGUAAAUGACUCACAGCUACUGGAUGCGAGUGCAUAACGGGCUUCCCGUUCUCCUACCCAGAGCCCAAGUAACAAGAGAGAAGCCAGUACAAUCCUAGGAUUAAAAUGCAAGUAUCAGAAUGUAAUGUAUUAGCUUGUCCAAUCUUAGAAAAAAGCCCAUUCUGUUGGCUUCUAAGUGGGUAGAGAUGGAAAGGAAAGUUUGUGGCUGCCUUGGUGUGUGUGCGUACAUGCGUAAAGCCAACUCAAACCUUUUCUUUCUUUCUUUUCUUUUUGGAAUUUCAGGAAAAUUGACUUUUUUAAAAAAAUCUUUAAAUUAUUUUUUGUUCUCACCUCUGCAUUUCCUACUUCCUGUUGGGUCUGGACAGGCCAACCUAUCCUGAGAGGGACUGUUGUAGCAGUAUUCCCAUCUCAGCCAGGAGCAGGAAGGAGCUGGAGUUGGACAAGACCGCCUGUUCUCAUGAGAUGCGCAGGCCAGUUUUGCAGAGCUAAGGCAUUUGGAUACUUUGGAAUUCCAGACUUCUGGAUGCAUUGCCGAACUUGCCAGAGUUUUUGUGGUUUGACCAUCUAGAACACACACACAUACGGUGGGCCAGAUCCUCAGCUGGUGGAAAUGGUUGUACAGUUGUAGCUCCACUGAGGUCAUUGAAACUACCUAUUGAGACCGAGAGUCCGGACAUCACAGUGAUUGGCCAAAAAGGGAAAACUGUAAAAUAGAGUCUGCAUGAAUGGCAGAAAAAGGGAUCAGGGAAAUAUUUUCACAAUCUACCGUUUCCCUUGCUGGUGGAUUCUGUUGAUGUCCUGCUGUCACCAUGGAAGUAGGUGGUGGUCAUGUUCCACCACACAUGGUACUUUUAUCUGACUUGCCUGCCAAGCAGAAGUCAAGUGGUAAAAUCCAGGGGCUAGACCUUUGGCUGCUGAAAAUUGGCAUAGCUUCCUUCAAGCCAUUUCACACCAGCUGAGCUUAUUGCCUUGUGUCUCUGUAGAUGCCAUGAUUUAGAGCCAUGAGGUGAUAAUGACAGCUGCCAUUCCAGUGUGUGCAUCCUCAGAGUCUCUCAGGGGGAAAUAUGUCUGAGGCAGGCUAAAUUCCUUCUUGGGCUCCCAGUGCCCCCAGGUGAGCUGUGGUUUCUCAAGCCUUGAUCCAGCCCAUAAUAGUACAUUUUGGAAGUGCUUCCAGUACGUGAAUCCUGUUGGCCCCAUAUAGGAAUCAUCUGGCUGCAGUCUAAACACAGUCAGAAAGAGGUGUCAUGGCUGGGUGCAAUGAUCCUGUGGGGACCCAAGGGUGCACCUAUCAGAUAAUCAACUCUCUGUCCCUAUCUUUCAGAGCUGAGCUGGUGAAGCCCGCUGACUGGUGGCUCAGAGACGUAUCCAUGCCACCGGAGGUGGACUAAUGAAUCCGCUGCUCCUCUCAGGGCUUAAGACCUUCAUUCCCAAAGCUCCUGUCUUGAUGGAGUCUGUUGGGGGCCCUGAGAAGAGCAGCUGGUACCUUGACUCGACCUCAAGUGUCCUGCACCUGCCUUUGUACCACCUCUCAGGUUAAGACAUGAUCCAAAGCCCAACCAAGCCCAUGGAAAGACUCCCAUUGCCUUUGCUGGGCUUCAGAUCGGAACCUGGGAUGUGGACUGUGGUGAUUAAGAGGGCGCCCCCCGUAGGGCUCUGAAGGAACUGUACUCCCCAUUUCAGGUAUAAAUGUUGGAAGGUGACAAUAUUUAUUUUUGAUGUUUGUUUUUGUUUUGUGUGGUUAGAAUAAGUCCAAAUAUUCUUAGCAAUUUACCACCAAAUGGCAGCUAUUGAAAUGUCAGGUCUCCAAAGGGUGAAUCGGUUUGGUUGUGGGGUUUGUUUUUUUUAUAAUACUAUGCAGAAAUUAAGUAAUCUUGCGAGGAAAAACGGAUGGACUGAGUGAAAGUCUGGCACUGAGAGCAAGCCAGCAUUGCAUAAAUCUGGGUCAGUCUGAAGCGCUCACUGCUUGCAUCUUAGCCAUAUAUGCUGGCAUAUCUUCUGGAGGAAGCGGAAGUUAUUGCCAGUCAGCUGUCAACAUGUGUACACUUGAGUUAUUUAGCAUCCCAUUGAGUCGAGCUGCCAACGUGUAAUCCCAAUUCAAGAGAGAGAUGCAUUAAGUAUGCUGGCUCUGGCUUGCCAACCCUUGCAUGGACCCUUUCAAUCUGCCCCCCUCCAAUCCCCAAUGGACAUGUGUUGUGCUUAAAACCUACCAAGUGGAAGGUUGACCCUUGUGACUGUAUCACUCAAAGAAAGAAAUUACUUAGCAACGUUUCCUUACUGGUGAUUCAUGAUUUACUCGUGUUUGCUGAAGAUAGCUCGAGAUUAAUAACGUGAUUGGAAAUCAUUUCGCAAAGUUCAAGUAAUUAACGAGAGCUAUGAAAUUAAUUUAUUUGUAAAGACAACGUGUAUAAUAAAUAAACGUAAAAUUGUCACUGGAUUUAAUGACCAGAACCUGCUGUCAGUUGCUAAACAUGACCAAAAAUUACAUGGAGAUGGGGAGGGAAAUCUAUUCUUAAUCAUUUCCAACACAAAUUGUAUGUAAUGAUAGGUAAUUUUUUUCCUUUGAGUGUUCAUAUGCAUGAACAGAAUUGCAUGUAAGAAUUAAGAACAUAAAAAAUGGAAUUUCUCUGGUUUUAAAGCAAAUCAUACUGUAUUGUUGUUGAAUCCUAUUCAAAUCCUACCUGUGCUGAAAGCAAGAGUUGCAGAGAACUGAGGGUGGAGUCUUUAGGGCCUGAUACAAUGAUGAAUGAAGUCAGUGGGAGGUGUGCUUUGGAUGGAGCCUAUAGCAUCUUGCAAAGGGGAAGAGGGGAGGGAGCCUCCAAAAUUAAGCAUUGUGAUCCACUUUGGAGAUAUCGUGGUUGGAUUAUUGGCCAGAUUAAUCUGCAGUGAGGGUCUGAAUUUGAGUCCAUACAAACUGGGUUGAUAAUCUGGUGAAAAGGCUCUGCAACAAUAUUCUUCCUUGUGCCGUCACCAUCUCUAGCUCGGGUCAAAUAGUGGAUGCAAGGGGGGAAAUACCUAAGGGCUUCAGAACCACGAAAAGAAAAAUAAGCUUUUUCUAGAGUUCAAUUCUAGGACGGUUCCAAGGGGGGGACAGUUGUCCUCCUUUUUAUCUGAGCCAGCUUGCACUCCUCCCUGAUGUCUGUUCUGUGAUGUCUUAUUUGUCGGCUUAACCGUGUUGAAAAAUGAUCUGCAGCAUUGAGCCCCUUCAGGGUUCUCUUCAAAGCUUUGCUCUUGUUUCCACUUGGCUCCCUACUCCCUUCCCUCCCAUCAACAGCCAUGCAAUCUGAGCUCUUCACGGUUUAAUCUACCUCCUCUCUGAAAUACACAGAGAUGUUGCUCUUCCCCUUCCUUGUGAUUCUUGAAAGGCAGAAGGUGUGUUCUAUGUGGGUAGUCUCCUAUCAUCUCUGCUCUGCAUGCGUGUUUGUAGACCCCCUAUAAGCUUGUUUCAUCUUUGUUCCUGAGAGAUGGUGUCUUUUUUCCCUAUUCCUCCACUUUGUCUCAUCUCAUCUUCCUGGAGUUCUUACUCUUUUAGAGCCAGAUCUUGUAGUCCUUACACAGUCCAUUCUUGGGGCAGGUUUUGAUAGCGUUGAUGGAAAUCAGAAUUUCAAAAUUUUUGGCAACAGUUUUCGAUUUAAAAAAGUAUCGGGGGAAAAAAAGUGAUGAAAUGUUUGUAAAAAUGCAUUCUCUUGUUUUUUUGCCGAGAGAUGACGGAAAUAAUUUAAAAUGCGGAAAUUUCAAAAAUUAAGGGGAAAAAAUGUCUUUGUGGGUUCUUUUAACCAGCUGUAACUUCUGAUACCUUUACUCAGUGACACCAAGAAUGAGUCCGUGGCUUCAACCAGUGCUACUCAACGAGAGUAAAUGGGUCGUUCUGGCCCUUCCUCAGCCAAAACUCCUGUUCCGAACAAUGGAAGUUUCUCCUGAGAAAGCAAUGUGUGAAAAAAGAAGAAGCCCUGUAUGAGUCAGCCCCUAGAGGGUAUGUUGGAGUAAUACGUGAAGCUGCCCUGUGCCCAGCUCUGCCCUCUACUGGCUGGAGUGUUCAUGAGUUUCACAUCUGAUUGUGCCUGUAGCUCGUUGAGCAGAAGCCCAUGCUUUGGAACGAAAGCGUGUGAGGUGAAUGCCCAGUGCUACAGUUUAGCUCAUGGCCUAGGUGUUUCAUGUGUGUUGCAGUCAUGGAGUCUGGAGGUUCUUGCACAGUUCAGUGCACUUAGCUCUGGGCUGCCUCUUUUUGUCCAUCUGGAUAAAUCAAGGUUUCUCCCUCCAUCAAGUUGCUGUGUCUAGUGCAUUAUGUGAAGACCAUGUUUCCAUUCACCUGGCAUCUCUUUCAGGGUGGGCUGAUGGUGCCCGAUGAACUGAAAGUAGAUGCCAGGAAGCAUUAGGAAGGAGAGGAUAUAAAUUAUUUGGAGCCUGAUUCUCCAUUGUCCUGUACUUUGUGUCGUCUUUGAUGGCAGUGCUCAGUUAGGGUAAACGAGAAUAAGGCGUCAGAAGUACAUAACUCUGACAACUGAGGGGGAUGUCCUCCUCAGGCAAGGGAAUAAAGCCAAAAGGGGUUAAGCAAAAUUAAAAUUAUUAAUUAUAAUCUUCACUGAACUGCCGAUUCUCUAAGCAAACACAGAGCCAAAUCCAUCUCUUCCCCAUCUCCUCUUCUGAGUCUUGGCCUAUCUGAGCUCUGAUGGAAGCAAAUGACAAUCGGAGCAGUCUCUUCCAAUUUAAACCACUCUGCGGGGAGCCAGAAAGCUUCAGUGUCCAUCUCUUGGAUUUCUAAUCCUCUGUAAGUGGGGGUAACAUGCUGCCAUCUGCAACUUGUAAUUGCCUGGCAGGUGGGUAAAACAUUUCGUAGGAUGUUGGCUUAGGUCUUCACCAUGCCAGCUCUAUCUAACUACACCCUCUGGGUGAGAGAUUGUAUUGCGCCCAGUGGUGUGUCUUGGAGACUAGAUAUUCCUAGAUGAGACCUGUGCUGGAACCGUAUUGCCAUUUGACUUUUUAAUUUUGCUGUUAUUUCUGAGGGGUUGCCAUGUUGUAGCGAGUGAGUGAAGGACCCACACAAAAUCCGCAUCAAGCUACUGAGCUUGUAAAGCUUUUACUACAUCUCUCCACACCAAGUGCGGUUUGUAGCCUAUUCUUCUAGGGUGUCUUGAAAUGAGAAAUGUAGCAAAUUGCCAAGGAGCUGAGUCUGCAAAAGACCCUCUAAAUAAUGUCCUGUAGGAAUGGCCAUGGCCUUUUGGUUUGCCUGGAAAACAUGACGAUUCGUAAACUGCAUGAAUAAAAGGAAAGAACACGUCUAUCCCUAUUCAGUGAUCUGGAUUGUGUGGCAGCUUUUAUACUGUUGUGAAAUUAAAAGGUUGGCCCUAUUGGACAGCAAAUAUGGUUGGCCUGAAAGACCACCCUGUUUCCAAAACAGCAAAUCCUGCCAUCUUUAUAAAAGUUCACUGGCCUAUCACCAUGCCGUGAAACCCAUUUUCUGACCUCCCUCAACAUCAAAACUAGAGCUUUGGCUAGUGGGCGGAGCUGUUAGUUAAGGCUGCAGCAGAAAAGGAAAUCAUGGCUGAGUUGCUAUAAACCCAUGUGACAGAACAAGAGAGACUAAAACGUAGCUCAUCUGCACCAAUUCAUAAAAUCCUGGUGAAAGACACACAAGCCUGGCUUUGACGUGGGCUUCUUUGACAAGAGAGAAGUAGCUUAGGGUUGCCUUCUUAUCUUUUCCCUUAAUGGACGUUUGCCUAAAAGUUCUGAGAGGCAAGUCUGGUCUUUAUGGCCCAUUUGAUCCUUGGUGUCUCCAUUGGAAAUGCCAAAAAGGCCAGUUUGGAUGGAGACACCUGUCCAUUAAAAUUUGACUAAGAUCCACCCAACUCCAUUUCACAGGAACAGCUUCUGGGCUCAAAGCAACUCAUAAGAAUUUCUGUCUCAAUUUGAUUAGAAACAACAACCUCGAGACAAAAGUCUGAGUCACAGACAUUGGUAAUGGGUUGCAAUUGAACCCUCACCCCCAAAUGAAUUAUCUUUACAACUAUCUAUUAAAAGCCAAUGAUAUCAAAGGGGUGUCCCGACCAGGUGGCCUUGUUUAGAAAAUACUGCUAAAUACCUUCACUAACUAACUAAAUCCCUUCUCUGGAUGGAUGGAUGGAUGGAUGGAUGGAUGGAUGGAUGGAUGGAUGGAUGGAUGAAGGUUCAUCUGGCUGAGAGUUUUAGAGGUUAGUUUUUCAUGCAAUAAUAUUUUUUAGCUGGACUCAGAUUCAUGCUUUGGCUAGAAGCCCAUUCUACAGCUUUAAUACAAAGCCAAUUCAGAGUAUCUGAAAGGAGCCAUAAUGGGCUUAAUUCAGCAUGGCAGUAUUCCAGUUUCCCAAUGAUUUCUGUGGCAUUACAUCAGUGAAAAACUGAAGUACCGCAGUGCCAAAUUGGUCUUUUGCUUUUGGAAGGGUGGAUUUAUUAGACAAAUACUGUUCUCAGGAACAGAUAGUAAUUAAACAUUUAUUUUCACUGAGCCAGGCUGAUAAGUAAUUAUGUAUUUAUUUCACCGGGUUACUUUCAGUGUCAUUAUUAUACUAAUUUCUGCAUGAUGCCUGGCUGUCCGAUCUUUCUUGAGCAGAAGGGAGUUCUCAACAGUGGAUGGCAUAGAAGUAAUACAUUGAGACAACUGGCCAUUCAUAAUUGGUCGCCAGGGCCAGUUAGAAAAAGGGCGUCUCUGAUCUUUCAGCCACUGCUGUACGCCAGGAGUAACUCCACUGAAGUCAUUGAAUUACACCAUGUAAAAGAGAUCAGAGUCAAGCCUUCUGUUGGAGGCUCAUAGAGAAUUCUGUUUCAUGCUGCUAAUCCAAUGCCUUUAUUCCUACCUAUGAACAUUCUCUGCAAAUAAUUAGGGAUUGGCCUAGCCACUUUAAGAUUUCUACUUACUACAGCUACAGGUGGGACCCCUUGCUCUGUGAUAAGUGGAUCAGCUGAUGUUGGUUUUUUUUUAAGAAGAAGAAACAGUGCUAGCCUCUGGAGGUUAAGCUCUUGCAUUUGUAUUGGAGCCAAAGCCUGUGCUCCUAAGAACAUAGCGGAACAAAUUUAGCCCCGAUUAACCAUGCAAUCCCAUUUAAUGCGGUCGCAUGAGGUUAGACAUCAGCUCCGAAUCUGGCUCUAGCUUGAGGAAACAUGAGCAAGUGAAAAUGCUGCAGUGAAUAAAGUUUAAACAAGAGUCCACUUCAAUGAAUAGCAUCAGGGACCAGAGAGGAAUAUAAUUCUGGCACCAGUUCUGGAGAACAUACCUACACGACACUUCUGCAAGUGCCUAACUCUACGCACAUGUUUAAAUGCUGUUCUGAAUAGAGAUGGACGUGAGCACAUGAGUGACUUCUGUUCUGAGCAGAGGCCUCACUCCGAGAUCAAAUGGCUUCUUUGGCAAUAUCUGUUCUUCUUUCUCUCUCCCUUCCCCCGCAAAGGCAAAGAUCACUUUUUUCAACCUUCCUUUCUGUCCUCCAGCACAGAUAAGAAAGAUGUCCCCUGCAGCGGUCUGAGCACAAAGAGAGAAAUCCAGGAAUUAGGAGUUCUUGUUCUCCUAUUUAACCCCCCUCUGAUCUCUGGUGACUGCUUACCCCUCCACCUCUCUGGGACUGCGUGACGGUCAAUAAGGCCAGAUUCUCAACUGGUAGCUCUCAGCACAGAUCCAUUGAAGUCCAUUUCAAAUGAACUCCUGGCCCCACUGAAUUCAAUGGCGAGGCUCCCAUUGACUUCAGUGAGGCGGGAUGUCACGCUUUUGUUUUUGAAGAGGUAAAAGGCUCAGUAUCAUUAUUCCAAUGAACAAUCUCCCCUAACCUCCCCUGCUUUGGAAAAAUAAUUAACACAAGCUUUGAAGUAGCCCAGAAAGCAGAGCGGGAGGGAAAGUGUUAACUAUAGUACAGCCUCGUUUGUCUGAAAUGGGGUUUCAGAGACAGAACUUCGGAGAGGUCGGAUCUCUAGUUGCGGCAAUCAGGGGCAAUUAGUAGACAGGUGAUUCUGGAUAAGGGGGGCCAUCCGGAUGGGAGAGUGUUUGGGAAGAAAGUGGGUUGAAUACAUGGUUUUGUUCCUGUCCAUUGGUUUCCUGUAGAAGUGGACCCAGCUCCGCUGAAAUGAAGACAGUGACCAUCCAUACCAAACGAGCAAUGUUUCAGGUCACGGGGCGUGUGGAAUGGGGAGCUAGGGGUGUGUGGUAAGAUACAAGUCAUUCGGUGGCUUAGUUCCCCCAGUGAGGGUCCUAAUAAAGGGAAAGAAUAGCACCAUAGGCCAAAUCUGCAACUGAGAUAAAUCAGCCUGGCCCCACUGACUUGGGGCUUGCCGGUUUAUGCCAGUUGAGGAUUUGGGUCCAUAUACAUGUGCACACACAAGAAGCUACAGCAGGAAUGCAGAUGCCAGGGCAGAUUGCCCUGGCCCCAGUCUACAGAAGCACCAGGCUAUUUGCUUGUCUUUCUGGUGAGCUAAGCGAAACGGACAGGAGGUUAUUUACCUGCUGCUAAAACCCAUUGCUACUUCUCAGCAACUCCAUGCUAAGCCAACAGUGGAGGGUGGCCAUCGGCGACCUGAUAUGGGCACUAGAGAGGAUCCUGACUCCCACAAGCCUGCAAUGUCCUCCUCUCCAAACACUGGCUCCUUUUUCUGAUUGGAGCAGGAGGGAAAGGGGCGGACGUUGACCAAGGAGCUCUUGCAUUGUGUGUUGUUUUUUAGAUCACAUUUCACAUAAAAGGGGCAGGGGAAAUAUAAAGGACAAAACUGUGAUUUAUUUCUAUGUACUAUUGAGACACUGCAUUGUGAUGUCUUCAAUAAUGCAUAUGGUUUACAUUCCUCCACCUUUACUUUUCUGUAUGGACCAAAAUAAUGACAGGAAAAUGAAAAAAACCACAGGUGUAUGUAAAAAAAAAGGGAAUUAAAAUAAAAAGAAAUCUUUAUUGAUUUUGUGAACAUUUAA
Molecule: messenger RNA, 12536 nt
Organism: Caretta caretta (loggerhead turtle)
Lineage: Eukaryota; Metazoa; Chordata; Testudines; Cheloniidae
Gene: PTH1R
Product: parathyroid hormone 1 receptor
Biological process (GO): intracellular calcium ion homeostasis; cell surface receptor signaling pathway; adenylate cyclase-activating G protein-coupled receptor signaling pathway
Cellular component (GO): plasma membrane
Molecular function (GO): parathyroid hormone receptor activity; G protein-coupled peptide receptor activity; peptide hormone binding
Source: RefSeq, a predicted model, not a curated record